ACCAGUUGGAGUGCAGGGAGCAAGCCCCAGUCAGAUAAAAACAACACACGCACCACCGUCCCACCCGCAGGGGUUCCCGGAUGCCCUGGACCUGCUAGCGUCCCAAGCGUCUAAGCACUUGGAGCCCCAAAGCAGCGCGACCCACGUACCUGAAUGUACCUCGCCUCCAUACCUCCAGGCCCAUCUCUCCGGUACAUACCUCCGGGUACAUACCUGCGGGUACAUGUCUACCCUCGGCUGCGUUCGAAUUGUGGUGGGACCAGCUGCUGCUGUCGCUGCUGUCGUCUAGCCCAUCUCUCUGGCUCAUUCCCAUCCUCCCCCCCCCCUUCUUCUUCUUCCCCGGCCCAGCACGUCCAGGGUGGCCACACCCUCCUCCCUCUUUGUGUUGCCCUCUCUUUCUGCCCUUCUCUCGUUUCUUGCCCCAUCCAACAAAAUCCUUCGCUUUCUCCGAUUUCAUUCACUACCUGGUCCCGUCUCCUCUUCCCGCCUUCUUCCUACAUUACCGCCCGAUCCAUCCAACUUGCCUUGUCCAUCCAUCAUCUAUCUAUCCUGACCUACCCGGCCGGCCUACAUACUUACACAUCCCCCCCCCCCCUCCCUCCCUCCCUCCGUUCAUCCAUCCCAUUAUCUUACCGCUCGCCUUCAACUCUUACCCGCUCAUCGAGAUACAAGCAGUACAUCCAUUACCUUGCCUAUAUCGCUAUCCCAUUCUUAGCCCGAGCAAAGAAGCUGCUGUCGUCAACGACCCAAUCCAACGGAGCAACGACAGCAACGCAACGCACACUCCCGAACUGACAUCACCGCGCGACACCGCCACCCAACGCUGUCUCUGCCGUCCAACCAGUUCCCUUCUCGUCUACCGGACCUGCGCAAGCGAUAUUCAGUAAAAUCACCGCCCCCCUCC
Molecule: messenger RNA, 904 nt
Organism: Durotheca rogersii
Lineage: Eukaryota; Fungi; Ascomycota; Sordariomycetes; Xylariales; Xylariaceae
Exons: 2
Coding region: 154-795 (213 amino acids)
Source: RefSeq, a predicted model, not a curated record